AUGUUCAAAAAAACAGAAACAAAAACAAUUCCUCCGCCGUGCCAGUAUCCAGCGGACAUCCUUUUUAUGAUAGAUUCCUCUAAGACUUUUGACGAGAAGGAAUUUUUACAGCAUAAAGCCUUCGUAGAGGUCAUGGCAAAAAGUUUCGGAAAUAAUACUCGUUCUGCAGUUGUAACCUACGGAGAAAAACCUUCUAUAAAAUCAAACUUCGAUGACUCUUUGAACAUAACUUACUUUCUGAGCGUUGUUCAAAGUAUAGUGAAAGACGACGUAAACGAUAAUCGACUAGACACAGCUAUCAAUAUGGCCACAACUGACCUAUUUCCAAAAGCACGACCUAGUGCGGCGAAGUUGGCAGUGGUCGUCACUGAUGGAAGUCAAACAAGUGGACCAAAUGCCUUGGAACUUCAGCAAGCUUUCGAUGCUUCCGCUAAGGCAGGUAUUCGCACGGUUGCUUUAGGGAUUGGCAAGGCCUUGAACGUGGAAGAGUGGCGCAGUCUUGUUCCGCGAAAAGAAGACUUCCUUCAAAUUGAGAAUUCUCAAGAUAUGACUUUAAAGAUACGUGACAUAGCAAAGCAAGUUUGCGCAGCAGCAGAGCCGAUCGAGGAACCAACCUGUGGCUACGCUAUGGAUAUCAUCUUUCUUGUGGAUUCUUCAGACAGAAUCGGUAUCGACAACUACGACAAACAAAAAUCUCUUUUAAUAUCCAUCGCAAGGAGUUUUGGGAUCUCUCACAACACCAGUCGUGCGGCUGUAGUACGGUACAGUGACUCCGCAUCUGCUUAUUUCCAAUUCGAAGAUUCAUCGAGUAUCAAUAAAUUUGAAAGAGCUAUUCAUAGAAUGUCUCUCCAAAAAGGUCCACCAAGACUGGACAAAGCGUUUGAUGUCGCCUUGGCAGACGUCCUUCCUCAAGCUAGAAGAGGAAUACCUAAAAUAGCAUUUGUCGUGACGAACGGUAAGCAAAAUUCUGGCGAGGAUAUGAAAGCUCUAGACGCAGCUUCUGAGCUGUUAAGGAGGGCAGGGGUCAAGGUGAUCGCCCUGGGCGUUGGCACAGAAGUUGACCUUGAAGAGCUAAAGAUCAUUGUAGAAGAUGAGGAAGAGCACAUUGUGACAGCUGAAUCUUAUAGCGAAUUGAUUUUGAACAAGGAAAACAUCAGUGAAAAGAUAUGCGAACAAGCAG
Molecule: messenger RNA, 1180 nt
Organism: Pocillopora damicornis (cauliflower coral)
Lineage: Eukaryota; Metazoa; Cnidaria; Anthozoa; Scleractinia; Pocilloporidae
Product: collagen alpha-6(VI) chain-like
Source: RefSeq, a predicted model, not a curated record